Molecule: messenger RNA, 1568 nt
Organism: Pogona vitticeps (central bearded dragon)
Lineage: Eukaryota; Metazoa; Chordata; Lepidosauria; Squamata; Agamidae
Source: RefSeq, a predicted model, not a curated record
GUGGCAAAAAUGAGCGCCAGCGACCAAGACCGGGCUCCCCAGCUGCUCUUUGUCAAAGCCCUGGCCAGCCGGGGGCGCCUGGAGGCCCUUGCCCAGCAGAUGGGCUACCACCCCCAGUACCUGGACAGCUUCCUCCGGAUGCAGCAUUACCUCCUGCACAUGGACGGCCCGCUGCCCUUCGACUGCCGACACUACAUCGCCAUCAUGGCAGCCGCCCGGCAUCGGUGUCACUACCUGGUGAACCUUCAUGUGGUACAAUUCCUGCGGGUGGGGGGUGACCCCCUGUGGCUGAGAGGGCUGGACUGCAUCCCCACCAAACUCCGCCGACUCAGUGAAAUCAACAAGAUCCUGGCACACCGACCCUGGCUGGUUGGCAAGGAGCACAUUGAGAAGCUGCUAAAGAUCAGUGAGCAGAGCUGGUCCCUGGCGGAGCUGGUCCACGCCGUGGUGCUCCUUGCCCACUACCAUGCCCUCGCCAGCUUUGCUUUCGGCUGUGGCUGUGAACAGGAGGCCUGCCCGGAAGGACGGGGCUUGCUUCAGCUGGCUCUCCCCGGGAGCCUGUGUUUUUGCGACGUUGGCAACGGCUGCAGCCAGGAGCUGCUGCAUCUGAACCGCAAGCGGUCUUUGGAUUCCUGUGUGGAGCUGGAGUCUCUCCGGGAGCGCCUUCACAGGCUGCACGUGGAGCAGGAGGGCCGGGAGGAGACGAGGCUGCCCGAACGGGAGGAAGGUUUUGAGAGGGAAAUGUCUGGCAUGGUGGACCUGUCCUGCUACGUCCAGGAGCCCAGUUUUGGGUACCAGGACUUUGCUCAGUGUGAUGAGGACCAGCCUUCCGUAUUUCGUGUCCAGGACUACUCCUGGGAGGACCACGGCUUCUCCCUAGUGAACCGGCUCUACUCCGACAUCGGGCACCUCCUUGAUGAGAAAUUCCGGAAGGUGGACGGGCUCCAGAGCUGCUCCAUGGCCAAGCGGCAGGGCUGCGAACACGCCACCUUCAAGCGCGGCAUUUGGAACUACAUCCACUGCAUGUUUGGCAUCAGGUACGACGAUUAUGACUACGGAGAGGUGAACCACUUCCUGGAGCGAAUACUCAAGCUCUAUAUAAAAACAGUGACCUGCUUUCCAGAGAAGAUGAAUCCCGAGAUGUUUGAGCGCUUCUGGAAGCAGUUCAAGCACAGUGAAAAGGUCCACGUGAACCUCCUCAUCCUGGAAGCUCGGCUCCAGGCAGAGCUACUGUACGCGCUCCGUGCCAUCACCCACUACAUGGUCUCCUAAAAGGGCUGCGGGCGACCCUCUCCCCCCCCCCAACCUUCGACUGGGACUCGUUCACCCACCAUGUUUACUUGAGAGCCUCCCCUUCUUUUCCCCCCAGAGGGGUGAGAAGGAUUGAAACACACCCCUCUCUUCUUCCCCGUUCCCCAUUCCCUCCCACCCUCCAGCCCCUCCCACCCUCAUGUGCAAUGGCUGAACUGCCCUCCUGCAGGAGGUCCCCGGACGGCAGUGGCCCCGAGUGGGGAGUUGGCUGCCCAUGGCCCUGAUCCUGCCCUCUCCUGCAGGCAGGCAGGUGUGUG